This is a messenger RNA of Aureococcus anophagefferens, 1290 nucleotides long. RefSeq lists its product as hypothetical. Bases 1 to 1290 code for a protein of 429 amino acids. Gene Ontology annotation, cellular component: mitochondrial inner membrane. Gene Ontology annotation, molecular function: S-adenosyl-L-methionine transmembrane transporter activity. The transcript is spliced from 2 exons. The record is from RefSeq and is a predicted model, not a curated record. NCBI's taxonomy places the organism in Eukaryota, Pelagophyceae, Pelagomonadales, Pelagomonadaceae.
AUGCUGCUGCGCGUCGCAGCGCUCGCCUCCCUCGUCGCCGGCACCGCAGCGCUCCAACCGACGCUUUGUGUGUGGCAGCGCUGCGCCGCGGACGCCGCCGGCGGCUGCGUCGGCGGCCUCGCCAAGGCCCUCGCCGUCUACCCGCUGGACCGCGCCGCGACGCGCCUCGAGGUGCGCACGCGGCACAACGCCACGGCGCCGCGCGGGCCGCGCCUCCGCGAGCUCUACCGCGGCUGCGGCGUCGUCGCGCUCUUCGCCGCGCCGUACGCGCUCGCGUUCCACGCGCCCUACGUGCUCGCGGAGCGCCACCUCCAACGCCGCGGCGUCGACGCGGCGCUCGCGGCGGCGCUCGCGGGCCUCGCGGGCGCCGUCGCCGCGGCGCCCGUGGGCGUGCCCGCGGAGUGCUGCAAGCGCCGCGUGCAGCUCGGCGCGGGCCGCGGCGCGGCGCUCCGAGGCGGCUUCUCGCUCUUCGACGGCUUCGCGGCGACGCUCGCGCGGAACGUGCCCUACAACGCCGCGUCCUUCGGGUUCUUCGCGCUCCUCCGCGCGCGCGGCUGGCCCCGGGGGCUCGCGGGCGUCGGCGCGGGCGUCGCGACGGCCGUGGCGACGCACCCGAUCGACGUCGUCGACGCGCGGCAGCAGACGGCGCGGCUCUCCGCCGCCCAGCCGCCGCCGCCGCCGCUGCUGUCGCGCGCGACGGCGCGGGGCCUGGCGAGGGACCCCGGCGCGCUCCUGCGGGGCCUCGCGCCGCGCGUGCUGUCCAUCGCGCCGUCGACGUACCUCUUCUUCGCCGUCUUCGGGCCCGUGUCCCAGGCCGUCUUACGACUCUUCUCCGCCCACCGACCCGCGACCGACGCGCGCGCCGUAGUCAUGAGUGCCAUGGACGACGCCACCGACGCGCCGCGCACUGUUCGUACCGCCGACGGCUGGACCUUCAGCGCCGACAUGAGCGACGAGGCCAUGGCGGAGAUCCGCGGCCUCAUCGCGGCCAACGGCCUCGCGCACGAUGGUGCCGCGCCGCCGGAGAGCGCCGCGGACCGCGCCGCGGCCGCGGACGCGGCCUUCGCGCGCAUGAUGGCCGCGCAUCCGACGGCGACGGUCGUCGGCGGCGCGCGGCCGGCGGCGGCGGAUCGCAUCGACGUGCCCGAGCGCACGCCCGAGGAGGAGGCGGAGGGCGCGGCGGCCUUCGAGCGCAUGGUCGCGGCGCACGGCGGCGCGGGCGAGAUGCGCGAGAUCAUGCCGGGCGUCUUCGCGUCCGCGCCCGACGCGCCCGACGCGUCCGGCGAGUAG